Messenger RNA from Taeniopygia guttata (zebra finch), 3565 nucleotides. RefSeq names its product melanocortin 3 receptor (gene MC3R). Gene Ontology annotation, cellular component: membrane. Lineage: Eukaryota; Metazoa; Chordata; Aves; Passeriformes; Estrildidae. Gene Ontology annotation, molecular function: melanocortin receptor activity. The record is from RefSeq and is a predicted model, not a curated record. Gene Ontology annotation, biological process: G protein-coupled receptor signaling pathway.
CGCAGGGUGAAGUAGGAGUUGGUUUUUCUUCCUUGCAUCUAUAAAUCCCUUAGUCCUCGUCUCCUUUCUUCCCACUGAAAUAGCAGCAGAUGCUUGGCUGAGCUGCAGCAUGCUGGCAGCCCCGGCAGACGGGGAAACUCCGCUUUUCAUCGCCAGCAGAGCUGAGCCCAGCAAUGUCCUGCUGCCGGUUCUUCCCUGCAGAGAAAGCUGUUUGCUGCCUGCAGGCUUUGGAGCUCACUUUCUUCUGAAGGAAAGAGCAGCCUGACAUAAAAGUCACUAUAAAUGCAGAUUGUUUGAUGCCUGCACUUGUAAAAGUGACUAAAGUCCUGCUUGACUGCACCCCAAUGCACAGCAGCAGCUUGGAAGGACUUGUUUUCCCUUUUCUUCUUUUUUUUUCCUCUCUAUAACCUGUGCUGUCUCAGGUCCACAGUCACUGGUGAGCUCAGCUGCUUUGCUGACAAUGAACAGCACACGCUUUGCAUUCUCCUUUCAGCCCCUGCUGCUUAACGCCACCGAAGACUUCAACGACUCCGUCCCGACCAACCGCAGCGGCGACGGAUUUUGCGAGCAGGUCUUCAUCAAAGCCGAGGUCUUCUUGACUCUGGGGAUCAUCAGCCUGCUGGAGAACAUCCUUGUCAUCCUGGCAGUGUUGAAGAACGGGAACCUGCACUCUCCCAUGUAUUUCUUCCUCUGCAGCCUGGCUGUGGCAGAUAUGUUGGUGAGCAUGUCGAACGCCCUGGAGACCGUCAUGAUCGCGAUCCUCAGCAACGGCUACCUGAUCAUUGCCGACCACUUCAUCCAGCACAUGGACAAUGUUUUUGACUCAAUGAUCUGUAUUUCUCUGGUAGCCUCCAUUUGCAACCUCUUGGUCAUAGCCAUCGACAGGUACAUCACUAUUUUCUAUGCCCUCCGUUACCACAGCAUCAUGACGGUGAAGAAAGCCCUGACCCUCAUUGUGCUCAUUUGGGUGGCUUGCAUCAUCUGUGGCAUCAUUUUCAUUGCCUACUCGGAGAGCAAAACUGUCAUUGUGUGUCUCAUCACCAUGUUCUUCACCAUGCUGCUGCUGAUGGCCUCGCUGUACGUGCACAUGUUCCUGUUCGCCCGCCUGCACGUCAAGCGCAUCGCGGCGCUGCCCGUCGAGGGCGUGCCCCCCCAGCGCACCUGCAUGAAGGGGGCCGUCACCAUCACCAUCCUCCUGGGGGUCUUCAUCGUCUGCUGGGCGCCUUUCUUCCUCCACCUCAUCCUCAUCAUCUCCUGCCCCACGAACCCCUACUGCAUCUGCUACACCGCGCACUUCAACGCCUACCUGGUGCUGAUCAUGUGCAACUCGGUCAUUGACCCGCUCAUUUACGCCUUCAGGAGCCUGGAGAUGAGGAAGACUUUCAAAGAAAUCGUGUGUUGCUGCUAUGGCAUGAGUGUGGGACAGUGCAUGCUGUAAGCACCUGGUUUUGGGUGGAAAAAACACGCCAUAUGUGUAUAAAUAUAAAUAUAUUUAUGUAUACAUUGAGAUACAUUUAAACGCAGUGCCUGAAGGAAGGGUGCAGGACAGACAAAAGCCUCCUACAUGAUGCCUUGUUUCCUACUUUUUAGAGUGAAAACCAGUUUCAACUGAACUAUUUGAAGUUUUUUAAAUAGUUAUAAUGGAAGGAAAUCCAGAGUGGCUUACAAAACAGCUUCAAAAACUUGCUGGGGAGAAUGAAUCCUGAAAGGGAAUGCCACCUUCUAGAGACUGAGAUAAAAUUCCCUCUAGCAUUCGUUUGUGCCUGUUGCUUUAUCUCCGUGCCACUGCCAACAAGUCAGUGUUUUCUAAAAGAUUUCAUUAGUAACCUCUGUGGAAAGCUGUUUUUCCAAACACCAACAGGUAACAGCAUUGUUCUACACCCACCUUUUAAUGAAAGAAUAGAUUGACAGUUUUGCUGCUUGCCAUAAAGCAGCCCGAGGACAAUUUUCAAAGGGUGAAAGCAAACAUUUCUCUUGCUCUGAAAUCAGUUAUCACCACAGUGUCAGUGACAGUGUGGCUGCAACAGCUGCCUGAUAGAAUUGACCCAUGUGAAGGCUUUUGCAUUAUUUAUUGUGAUAUAAGAGUAUUAUAACCUUGAAUUUUUAAUUAUUUUUUUAAAGCUGGAAUGCCCUGAUCAAUGUAGUAAUUGCUAUGUUUGUAAAAAAUCACAGAAGCCUCCUUUUGAUAAAUCCUCACUAAUGAGAUCCAUGGAUCUGAACAUCAGAAAAGAGCUAAAAUGCAAAACACUUUGAAUGCAGCUUUGUGUAAAAGCUGCAGGGAGUCCUUAGAAAUAUCCACCUCUAAGUUCAGCAGCUGGAAGAAAUCAGAUGUGUGUGGCAGAGAGGAAUUUAUCCAUUGAGAAAUAAAUCUCUUGGGGCAGGACAAUAAGAAAUGUCCUUCCUUCAGCUCUGCCAUCCUCUCCCAACCCCCUGGGUGCCAGUGGCAUGCAAAGCAAGCACCUGCAGCUGCACUGGUUCAGUCUUUGCCUCUGCUUUCUGCAGGAACAAACCCUGCAGGUGGCCCUCAGCCAGUAAUUAUUAUGAAAACUCUCUCUUUUAUUUCCCCACCUUCUUAUUUUGGGUGCAGUUACUGGGUUGAUAUUACUAAUUUUUUUUUUUUCCUGGGACUCCCCUCUGCCAGGUGAGGAUCUGUUCACGCCCCAGAACUUCCCCAGCUCCUGUGUCCCCAGUUCUGCCCCACGCUGGUGCUGGUGUUUCAGUGCCAGUGGCUCCAGACCCAGCCCUGCUCCUGUGGGGAGUCACAUUUCACACCCUGCACCUCCUGGCCCGUGUUUGAUCCUCAGCAUCCCACAGGGAACAGCCCCAUUUCUGUUUUACAGGCUGGAUAAUCCUCCUGGGGCCAGGAACCACUGCUCUCCAUGCUCCAGCCACACUCUGUCCCACCAAAAACCAACCUCACUCUCCCUGUUUCUCUUAUUUCCCUAUUUCUCCUCUGAUCACACUCAAAAUUCCCUAAUUGAGUUCACACUUCCUAUCAUAAUUCCUCCAGACUUCCCCCUUUCCAACACUCCCUCUGUUCCAACACUCAUUUUAGAAUGAAGGGUUCUAAAUUUAAAAAAAAAAAAAAAAAAAUCAAAACCUCACUGGAGCAGAACAGGCACAAAUGAAAAUUCCCCCCGUUUCAAGAAGAGACCAAAGAAAAUCCUAGUGACUGGCAAAGCCCAAUGCUUUCAGCUUUGUGUGUGUGCCACAAAGCAGCUCAGCAGCACCGAGCUGUGCCCUGCCAGCCCAGCCUGUCACACCUUGCAGCACAUGGAGAUGAAACCACCAUGGGGAGUCACAAAACUUUCGUGGUGUGCAAAGACUGUGCCUACCUGUUGUAAAAAAUCUGUUUUUUCUCAGUGUUCUGCAUCCCCACACUCUGGAGCAUGGUUUGCCAUGAUAUUCUGCCUCAGGUUAUUGUGUAUUUGUUGCUCCUGAUAUCCUACUUAUUUCUCUGCUGUCCUACUUCUUUCUCUUUUAAAAGCAAUUUUAGCAGGACUGAUUCAAACAGUGCUUUGCCUUUAAGCAAAACAUACUCUGCUGAAUAAAAUCUGGAGAGAUC